AUGGGCGGCAAGAUCACGACGAUCGGUCAGCUGCAAGGCAAGAAGCAAGGCGGCCACAAGGCGUCAAAGCAGCUCCAUCCCAAAUCUCGCCGUGCGCAACAGCUCAUCCGCAUAGGCCUGCGAGAUCAGCGCAUCAGCCAUGGCAAGAAGGAGCGUAGGGAGAUCCACAAGACAAAGACGGAGCGUUACCUCUGGUUCGCGCACGCGAUGGAUCCCGAGGAAGAGUCCAUGUCGGUCGAAGACAUUCACGAGCUCAUCAGGCUCUACUUGAGCCGGCACGACGAAGAGAUUGCCGAGGAGGUCAGAGCGAGGAGGAAAGGUCGCCCGAAGAGCAAGCGACACGAAGCGCUCGAGACUGACCGCGAUGGCGGCAAAGCAGACUACAAGCUUCAUGGCUUCGUUGUGCCCGACUUGAGCAGCGUCGAAUGCGUCAAGCAACUCGGACUCUGGACGAGAGAGGACUCCGGCGCACAGCAAGGUUUCCUGCCUCGCAUACGACUCAUUCGCCUCUACAGCCAAGACUCGGCACAGCACGACCAGAUCGUCGUCGUACAGGAAGGCAUCAAGGAAUCCUUCGCUCAACGGUCUGUCAUGCCAAAGAGCAAGAAAGCCUCUCGACGGGAUGCCGGCAAACCACAGGAGGAGUCCACCAAGCGGCUGCUCCACAUGGCCGAGCAGCGCAAGGCAGCUCAAGCCGAUGCAUCUUCCGUUCCUCUGCCUGCCAUGGACGUCGAUGACGCUCUGUAG
Mixia osmundae IAM 14324 is the source of this 747-nucleotide messenger RNA. RefSeq lists its product as uncharacterized. Gene Ontology annotation, cellular component: nucleus. The record is from RefSeq and is a predicted model, not a curated record. The coding region runs from base 1 to 747 and encodes 248 amino acids. The transcript is spliced from 3 exons. NCBI's taxonomy places the organism in Eukaryota, Fungi, Basidiomycota, Mixiomycetes, Mixiales, Mixiaceae.